ACACACACACACACAUACACACAUACACAAGCGACACCUUCGCAUGCGUUUUCUUUUCUGUAAGCUUUGCAGGAAGCGCGUGGACCGAAAGGCAGCCGCCCGAAGCUCCGCCCACCCCCCGUCCCCGCAGUUCAAACAGCACGACUGCCCGUUCAGUCCACUUGUCUUUAGCCGGACUGUAAUAGGAUUUUGUUUGUGUCCAGAUCCACCACGGGAGCACGAACCUCACCACCGGGGCAGGAGGUUUGUCCUGAGGGAUCCGCUGAGGAAAUCGUCACGAGGCAAAGACCGUACUGAGUGGAGUGGACUGAAGAGCAGACAGGAUGCUUAUCUGACAUUGACUUGGCUGCCAGGAAGGCAAACGCGACCAGAUGAGGAUGAUGAUGAUGAUGAUGAUGAUGAAACUACUGCGCUAGUGCCAGAUGGUUUGGGAAUGAUGGACGUCCCUAAUGGCCAACCCAGUGUCUCCACUGCUAUCACCUCAGAGAAGAGCAGCAGUUCAGAGUCUCUGAGUGAGAAGGGCUCGGCUGAGCUGAAGAAAAGUUUUGAUGCUGUUGUCUUUGAUGUGCUGAAGGUCACACCAGAGGAAUAUGCAGGUCAGAUCACACUUAUGGAUGCUCCAGUGUUCAAAGCCAUCCAGCCUGAGGAACUCUCGAGUUGCGGCUGGAACAAGAAAGAGAAACACAGUUCAGCUCCUAAUGCCGUGGCUUUCACGCGCAGAUUCAAUCAGGUGAGUUUCUGGGUGGUGCGGGAAAUUCUUCAUGCCCAAACUUUGAAGAUCAGAGCCGAGGUUUUAAGUCUCUACAUCAGGACAGCGAAGAAACUGUGUGACAUGAAUAACCUCCAUGCGGUGAUGGCAGUGGUGUCCGGUUUACAGAGCGCUCCCAUUUACAGACUCACCAAAACGUGGGCUCUGUUGAGUCGUAAGGACAAGGCUACCUUCGAGAAGCUGGAGUAUCUGAUGUCUAAAGAAGACAAUUACAAGAGACUGAGAGACUACAUCAGCAGCCAGAGCAUGACCUCCUGCAUACCUUAUCUAGGUAUGUAUCUGUCUGAUCUCACCUACAUCGACUCAGCGUAUCCCUCCACCGGCAGUAUUCUGGAAAAUGAGCAGAGGUCCAACCUGAUGAACAACAUUCUGAGAAUCAUCUCAGACCUGCAGAGAUCCUGCGAAUAUGAUAUACCCGAACUGCCUCAUGUCCAGAAUUAUCUCAACUCCGUUCACUACAUUGAGGAGUUACAGAAGUUUGUGGAGGAUGACAACUACAAGUUAUCUUUAAAGAUUGAGCCAGCCACUAGCACACCCCGCGCAACUGCCUCUAGAGAAGACCUUGUAGGUUCGGACGCCUCGGGUUCACCCUUGUGUGGUCGUCGUGGCAACUCUGCUGAUGGCGGCCUGCCUAAAGUCCCAGGUACUCCGCCUUCCCCACGCAACCUCCUACCCUACAGGCACAGGAAGUGUCACAGCCUGGGCUACAAUUUCAUUCAUAAGAUGAACACAGUGGAGUUUAAGAGCGCUACAUUCCCCAACGCUGGAUCCAGGCACCUUCUGGACGACAGCGUACUGGAGAGCAACACACCUACACGAGGACAAGCAGAGAGCUCCACUCUGUCCAGUGGCAUCUCACUGGGAAGCAGUGAGGGAUCUGAACUCAGUGAAGAAAUGUCUUGGCCUGCAUUCGAAAGGACACGUUUCUACCACUCUCUGGGCCCAGUGACCCGAGUAGGCCGCAUCUCCUCCAGAGGAGGCCACAGGCCCUGCAGCUCAGCCGAGUCCGAGGAGCUGGCGGUGCACCUCUACCCUGGAGCAGUGACCGUCCAGGGAGUUUUACGCAGGAAGACCAUCCUAAAGGAAGGCAAGAAGCCAACGGUGGCUGCGUGGACUAAGUACUGGGUAGCGCUGUGUGGUACUCAACUCUACUAUUACACUGCCAAGUCUCUCAAAGCCACUGAGAGGAAGCAUUUUAAGUCGACCUCGAAUAAGUGUGUCCCCGUGGUGGGGUUGAUGACCAUGAUGGCAGAUGACCCGGAGCAUCCAGACGUCUUCCUGCUGACCGACUCGGAGCACGGAAACUCGUACAAGUUCCAGGCAGGGAACAGAAUGAACGCUUUGCUGUGGUUUAAACACCUCAGUGCAGCAUGUCAAAGCAACAGGCAACAGGUUCCAGCAAAUCUAAUGUCCUUUGAAUAAACGGUCCAAUCCAAAGGCAAGAGAACUGUUUAAAAGGCGGGUGCUAAAAGACGGGAGAGAAGAGGUUGAGGAGUGGGGGAGUGAGAAGAGAGAAGAGAAGAGGAAGAGAAGAGAAGAGGAGUGGAGAGAGUAACUAUUUUACAGUAGCUUUUCCACUGCCAUCACCCAGCCUCUCAGAGUCUCACUGCAAAGCCCUCCACCACCACUGCCUUACAGAGUGGAGUGUGUGUGUGUGUGUGUGUGUGUGUGUGUGCGCGUGUGUGUGUGCGUGUGUUCCUCUCUCCUCCACCACCCUUUUUCCUUUACUCUUUCCCCACCCCAUCAUUACAAUCCCUUUCUCUACCAAAGUGAGGAACUCUGUGUACCUCUUCCUCUCAGAACAUCAUCUGAUCCAGUGGAUAUCUGGGUCUUAGCUCCCUUCAUACCUCUUCAUUUGUUUUUGUUUUUUGUUUUUUGUUUUUUCCCUCCCCUCGAAUUUUAUGUCCUGUUUUCUUCCGUUCACGUGGCUGAACAGCUGGGCCCAAGUAAAAAUCUGAACUCUUCUCCUCUUCAUGCCUCGAACAUACCACCAGGACACGGCAGGACCUUUUCCUCUCGACUAAGGAGACUGUUUUUAAACGGGGCUGCCACAUUCGGGCCAAAACUCAUACACUCUCUCACUCUCACUCUCUCACACUCACUCUCACUCUCACUCUUGUCCUCAUCCUCGCUCGCACACGCACACAUCGUCACACAUGUUGAUUCUAUUCAUACACUUGAGUUGGGCUCAAGCAAGCGUGACACAAGAUUUUCCAAAUGCAGGUUUAACUGCAGGGAGUGGAAGUGUCUCAUUUGUUACAACCGGAGGAAAAAAAAGGGCUCUGAUACUCAACGAAUUCCACAUAAAUAAGUAUUCCCUUAAAACUUUGCAUCACCUUUUUAUUAUCUUUGUAUAAAUGACACCUGCAUACACUCGCACGUAUACACACUCACUCACUCACACACACACACCAGUUACACGAGUCGAGCCGGACGAUGGGACGUUGAAGUAGUUUGUAUUCAGAGGCACUUAAGCCAUCUGUCUCAGAGAGAGAUGGUCUGUGAGAGAGGAAGAGAGAGCACAAAAUGUGGAAGAGGAGGAAAGAGGAAUGUAAAAAUUGAUUUGAGUUUAAUUACCCAUGUUUGGGUGGGGAAAGUAUGGCACAGUGUGCACUGGGGGGGGUGGGUUUGGGGGGUAGUUUCUACAGCAGGUGCUCUUUACGGUACGACUGAAGCUGAACAAGCCUCCAAUCAGACGUCAUGUGUACAGUCUUUUUAUAUUAACUCACCUCUCUCUCUUUCUCUCUCUCUCUCUCUCUCUCUCUCCCUUCUCUCUCACCCCCUUCUCUCUGUCUCUCUCUCACACACUUUCUCUCUCUCUCUCUCUCCCUUCUCUCUCACCCCCCCCGUCUCUCUCACACACACUCUCUCUUUCUCUCUCUCUUCCCCUCCUCUCUCACCCCCCAUCUCUCUCUCACAUACUCUUUCUCUCUCUCUCCUCUCUCACCCCCCUCUCGGUCUCUCUCUCACAUUCUCUCUUUCUUUCUUUCUCUCUCUCUCCCCCCUUUCUCCCUCUCCAUCUCCCCCCCCUCGUCUCUCUCUCUCUCUCUCUCUCUCUUUCCAGCAAGUUCUAAAACUUGGGACGUUUGCCUACCAGGACACACACACAUUUUUCUUAUUUACUUGAAAGCUGUGAAUGUCAGAUGGAUUGUUAUGUUUUGUUCGGCUGUAAUCUCAGUGGUGGUUUAACUUUAUUUCCUUCCACCUAUAGUUUGUUAGAGCAGAAUUAUAGGAUUAAACAAUUCAGACUGUUAGAGGUGGGUGUGGCUGCAUGUGUUUUUGGAAUGUGUUUCAGUAACUUUAACAUAACAAGAAAAAAAAAACGAUUCACAGUUCAUUACAAAGAAGCUAUUCAGGAGCCAUUUGCUUUUGCUUUUUGUUUUUUUUUUUUUUUAUUUCAGUUUACAAGUUUUGUUUGUUUUCGUUUGCAGUAUUACAGUAGAUAGCGUAGGUUUCCAUUGCACUGGUCCUAGGAUGUUUUUUAAUUGUCUGUUACAUUUUGUUCGGUCUCCUCCAUUUUAAUUUUUUGACAUGUUUUUAAUUUUUGUUUGCUUUUAUUUUUGUCAUUUUUCUUUUUCCGGCUCAUUGUAAAUGUAUUCGCCUAGGAGUUUACCUUUUCCGCAGCACAUCGUGUUUAACAUCAGGUUAAGCCUAGACUGUGUAGAAGAUGAUAUUUUUUUUUUUUGUAAAUGUACUUCAGACUGCCAUGUUAUCUGUAGAAGCCACGCUCUGGUAGGCUUCUCCUUCAUGCAGUCACGUUUUACACGAGUGUAUGAGCUCUACAGGGAACAAGCCAGGAGGUGCGUGUGUGUCAGGCUUUGAACCAGUGAAGAUCAUUAAAGGUUCAAAGGAGACACGGACGAACACACGGGCAGAUGAAGCUGUUUACCAUCCUUCCUUUUCAUGUUGUUUACUUCGCUUUUUCUUUUCUUUUUCCCAAACAUUGGCUCUCUGCUCCAGUCACCUGAGCAUUUCUCCCGCCAGCAAUAUUUUUACCCGUGCCUCAGAUCCUGGUUCAUGCGCUAGUUUUAGAUCAAACUCGGCUGUGUGAUUUUUCCUGCCGAAUCUCAUCUUACAGAAUGAAGAAAUGCAUUGAACAGUAUUAGAGGCUCACCAUUGCGACUUAAACAUUACUGUAUGGCGCUGUAAGAAUCCACUCAUCAGAGGCAUGUCUGUUCGAGUUUUUAUAUUUUUAAAUAUCCUCCAGGAUUUUGUUGGACCUAAUAUAUACUGCUUUUUGUCCAAACAUAACAAGAGUGACAUGAUGGGAGUGUUUACAUGGGAAGUGGAACGGUUGCCACGGGUUCGAGCUUGAGCUCUACAACACUGAUGUGGAGUUUUGAAUUGUUUUUUGAGCAAGACACACACCAAGCGGAGCAGAAAGUGUUUAUGCACCGAGCUUGACACAUAUUUCCUUUAUAAGAAGCCAUAUUGGCUCAGAUCAGGAGUUUGCAUAACGCAGUGUGGUUUUGGCUCAGGUUUCCAGGCAGGAUGAAGUCAGUCUCGCUGUGAUGGAGCGGUCAUUAUUCUUUAGGCCCGGGAGCUCACGCGUUAUCUUCGGCAUGCGGCUGAGUGGAUUUGGCAACCCGCGGCAUGUCACUGAACAUCCAGUACACACUUUUCAUAGCCAGAGGCGAGCGAAGCAUGCGUUAGGUUAGAGUUUUAUUCCUUUACACGUUUAUCCAGACUACUGAAAGGUGGUGAAAAGGGUGUUUGUGCGCCUAGAGACGCCCGUUUUCGGCAACGUGGAUGGAGAGCUGACCUUUUCCACGAAGUACGCCACAUGGUCAAGCCUUCACACGUUUCAUUAUUAUUAUACUUUCCCUCCGUGUCUUGUUUUUUGUUUUUUAAAUGAUUUUCCAUCAGGGCAGAGCUUAACCUGCUUUAAACGGUUGAAAUGGAAAAGCUAAUGGCCGGACCUGAACAACAAAUACAUACUGCAGUAAAUCAUAGCCAGUUGCACUGGGGGGAUAAAAAAGGUGACUGGAGUGAAAAAUCCAAACUCUCUUCUUUUAUUUCUCGGUGCAGAUACAUGAAAUGGUACUGAGAUUGUUGUUAUAUAGGAUUGGAUUCAGAAUUCUGUCCAGAUGCAUCCAGAUGUUUCUGUACAGCAGAAUAACCAGCUCUCUCUCUCUCGAGUUCAAGUUCUGGAGACGAUUGGGAUCAUUUCUUUCUUUGUGUGUGUGUAUGCUGUAUUUUUAAUAGUUUUUUUUCUGCCAUUUACAUUCUUUGAGACAUAUUCUGAAUGGCACACAUGCAUUAUAACUUAAACUAACACUGUUAUUAUAUAUACAGUAUACCUUUUACAAAUGCACAAACAUCUGAGAAAUCUUUUUUGUUUGUUUUUCUCUGUAGCUUUACUUUUUCUCUUUUUUUUUUUUUUUUGUUGCUCCAUUGACCAUCAUGGGACGGGAUAAAAUGUGGGUCAUGAAAUGAUUUCGCUCUGUGUGAAUCGGUCAGCUGGGGAAAACGUUUCAGGAGACGGCAGUCUGUGCCAUCCCACCCGCAUCCAUUCUGCAAACUCCUCCGUUGUAUCCAGCCUCCUGUCCCAUGGCCCGAGGUAGCGCUAUGACCUCUGACUUUAGAGAGAUGUGCUCUUGGGUUCAAGGACAAAACCAAUAAACACGUGUGUUCCUUUUUCUAAA
Messenger RNA from Hemibagrus wyckioides, 6414 nucleotides. RefSeq names its product Ral GEF with PH domain and SH3 binding motif 2 (gene ralgps2). The transcript has 21 exons. Gene Ontology annotation, molecular function: guanyl-nucleotide exchange factor activity. The record is from RefSeq and is a predicted model, not a curated record. Gene Ontology annotation, cellular component: plasma membrane. The coding region runs from base 44 to 2191 and encodes 715 amino acids. Lineage: Eukaryota; Metazoa; Chordata; Actinopteri; Siluriformes; Bagridae. Gene Ontology annotation, biological process: Ras protein signal transduction; positive regulation of GTPase activity.